UAAGUGUCGUGUAUUGCACAAUAUUUAGUUUUGUUGUGAAAAUACUGUGGGGAAGUUUAAAUCAUCAACAGCCAUAAUUGGAUCUACAUGAUUGUAGAAUUUAUAACAUGUGCCUAUAAUUAUUGUCUGCAUCUGAACAGUGAAGUUUAAAAAGAUUAAAUAACAAAAUCAAGAUUUUGUAAGAGAUAAAGUAAGAAUAAGGACGAUAUUCUAGAAUAUUCCAUGUUGAGGAAUAUGAUUGUUUGGUGACAAUUUUCUUCAGGAAGUGACGGAAAUAAAAUUGAAUCCCAAUGGUUGAAACUGCUUCUGAUCGGCCUUGUUGCAGCUUCUCUAGGACUGUCUGCAAUUCUCCUAUCUCAGAUUUUACGAUUCUUCACCUGCGGGGACCGAUGUCUCAGCUCUGCACGUCUGACCAUUUCUCUAUCAACCUGGCAGAAUUCUACAGCAGCAAUAAUCUAAUGCUAACGGAACAUAGUAAUUGUUUAAAGUUACUGUUGAAGAUUGACCUCAGAAAUCUGAGGUUGGAAAAUAGUCUUUUAAAUCAGAAAUGUUAUGAGGCUGAAAGUGUAGUUAAUGUAAGCAGAUUGUCUUUAUUAAAGGUUUUAGUGUUUUUAACGUGUCAUAGUAAGUUGUUGGUUGUCCUGAUUGUUUGUCUGCAAACUGUUAACCAGAUCCUGCUCAUUAUCAAAGAAUGCCGGUCGACGAAUUGUACAAGAAAAAUGAAAGCAAACGACGAAAUGGCUCGGUUGCCAGUGUUGGUAGUGUCAGCAGUAGCAGCAGCAUCAGUAGCAGCAGUGACAUUGUCUCAGAAGAUGCACUGUCAUAUCUUAUGCCACCACCACCGGAUGGUGGUUACGGUUGGAUAAUUGUUGUUACUGCAUUCACUAUCAACUUGAUUUGCGAUGGUAUAGGAUUUUCCUUUGGAAUUAUGUACAGUGAGCUCUUGGAUUACUUUGGCGAGAGUAAGAGCUUCACAUCAUGGGUAGGCUCGUUGUUUUAUGGGUCUUGCCUUAUUGGUGGGCCAUUGGCUAGUGCUCUUGCCACCAAGUUUGGUUGCCGACGAGUGUUGAUGGGCGGUGGUAUUGUGGCUGCAACGGGAACCUUUGUCAGUGCGUUUGCCUCGAGCAUUGGUAUGUUGUGUUUAACAUUCGGUGUCAUCACUGGUCUUGGUAUGUCAAUGGGGUAUGUUACCUCACUAGUUAUGGUUGCAUUUUAUUUUGAGGAUAGAAGAGCAAUGGCUACUGGGUUAGCUGUGUGUGGUUCUGGUAUAGGAACAUUUGUAUUUGCACCUUUGACUGAAUUCUUGAUUGGACUUUAUGGUUGGAGAGGGACAAUGAUUAUUUGGAGUGGUAUAAUGUUGCAUUUAGUGGUUUGUGGAUCGCUUUUGCGACCAUUGGAGUUUUCUGUUGAGGAAAAGAAACAAAGAGCUUUGAUGAAAUUUGAACGUAUUUCCAGAACAACGUCUUUUGCAAGUUUUUCAAAUGCUGCCAGAAACUUGAGUCGACAUGGUAGCCAUACAGAGGGUUUGGAAAAUGAGGAAUUGAAGUUUGAAGAAGGCAAUUUAGACGCAUGUUGUCAUUCACAAAUCGAGAUUCCAACUUUUAUCAAGGAUAACAAAAUUGACAUUCCGAUUGAAAUUUUAAAGGAGGCACAAAACAAUAGGGCGGUUCUGCAAGAUUACCUGAAGACAGCUUUACAGACUGUUGGAAGUCCAGAUAGUCACACCAAUGAUAUCAUGAAAGACUUUCAGAGCAAUGAAAACAUUAAAUUUGAGAGCAAUGAAAACACUCAAUUUGAGAGCAAUGAAAACAUUAAAUUUGAUACAGCAGUUACAGUAAUAGAUGAGGAUGCCAUUGUAAAACUAGAAUCUAACCAUGAGGUGCGACUCGAUCAAGAGCCAAUUGCAAGUUGCUUGAAAAAGUCCCAUCACAGGUCAAGCUCGAAAGAACGUAAACACUCACCCAAACCCAGGAGGCAAGUCCAUAUGAGCACAUACCUACCUCUGUAUAGAAGAGGUUUGUUCUUGAGGGGUAACCUGGCCAAGUUCACCAGAAAUGCUGGCCGGGUGAAAUCAAAUAGUUGCCCGGAGCUGUCACGCAGAUUUGAUGAGAGUGAAAGUGAUUCUGAUGAUGAAUGGGAAUGUAUUUGGAGGUACCUACAUUUCAGCAAACAGAUGAAACGUGUGCUGAAAACUAUGUUCGAUCCAUCAAUUCUGUUGCACCCUCUGUAUGUGAUAUUUGCAAUAUCAAACUUCAUUUUGUAUUUCUGGUAUGACGUUCCUUAUAUUUUCAUUGUCGACCGAGCUGUUGAACUUGGCAUGGAAGAAAAAAGGGCAUCCCUUCUCAUCUCUGUACUUGGCAUCGUCAACACUUUUGGCCAGAUAACGUAUGGUUUUAUGGGAGACAAGAACAUUAACCUGAGUGUUUUGUAUGGCUGUUCACUGAUGUCAUGUGGGGUGGCGAUCCUGAUUGUUCCUUUCUUCACAGAGUUUGCACCACUGGCUGUGGCCUCUGCUUUGUUUGGGUUUUUCAUAAGUGCCAAUUACUCCCUCAGCACAGUGAUCCUGGUGGAAUACCUGGGCAUUGACAAGCUGUCCAAUGCCUAUGGACUCACCAUGCUGGUGCAGGGUAUUGCAAACCUGAUUGGCCCUCCUUUGGCAGCACUUUUCCACGACUCCUUUCACUCAUAUGACCUGACGUUCUUUGUGGGAGGCGGGUUUAUAGUGCUAGCGGGCAACCUGCUGUUGAUUGUACCCAUCAUGAGGAAGUGCCGGUCCCAGCUGCGGUUCGAUGAGGCGACACGCGUGUGCACACUCUAUAACGCCCAGUUGAGCAUCCGUGCCGAGGAGGACGAAUCAGACACUAAAGAGUUGGAACAGGUCGCUAAUGGCAACGGUUCAGUACACUCAGCACUGCUUGUUGAUAAACAUACUACAUUCAACGAUACUGCAGUGUAAACAAUGUGUAUAUUGUUUGAUGUACAUUAAAUAAAUGUUUCAAUUACAUGCAGAUUUGUGAUUAAUAUUUAUAUGACAUAAAACUUAUGUCAUAUUUCUGUUGUUUACUUACUAAGGCUUUAUUAUUAAGUACAGAGUGGUUAAUUGCACAGGAUUUGUUGUUUAUACAUAUAUUGUUGAUUUUCAUCUUAUUUAAGGCUAAAUUAUUAAAAGAGAAGCUAUAUGAUUAGAAGUUAAAUUAAGUAUUAUCAAAUCACUUUCAGUGAAAAAAGUCAAGCUUUUUUGUGAGCUAUUAAUGAAUAAAGGCAUGUCAUGCUGGUCUGGGUCUGCGCUGGCUGAAAAUAGCAUAGGACUCAUGAUUGUAUGAUGGGGCUUAAUUUAUACAUGCAAAAUUAUCUAUACCAAGUGACGGUAAUUUCUAAUAUUUUUGCACUGAUCAAUUAUAUGCUGUAAAUGAUCCUUUAUCUUACAAACAAACAAGUUUUCAGUAGAAUAUACAUCAUAAAUGUAAUUAGAACUUGACUUCUUUUUAAAUGUUUUGUAUUAAUUUCUAUAGUUCACAGAAUAAUUGCAAAUGUAGUAUGAAAAUUGUUAGGAGUUAUUAUUGUUCUUAUGAUUGUCAAAUUUUUAUUCAUGAUUUUGAUGCUUGCAUAAUAGGUUUAAAUUGAUUGUCUCAAAGUCAAAUAAUAUGCGUAGUACAUAGAUAUAUGAUGGAACAGUCUAUGUGGUACUUUUGUUGCUGUUGAUACUAUGGCUAGUAGUUCUUGCACAUACAAAGCUCGUUUUUGUGAUCAUUGUUAUGUUCAUACAAACUAUGAGAGAUGAACGCAAAUUAAAUAUGAUGAAAUUAUUUGCAAUAUCGUAUGUUAAUUUAAGCGUAUGCGUUACAAUUACUCCAUCUUCAUAUCUGUGUCAUAUUCGUACUGAUGAAUACAUAAUAUUUUUUUCACAUGUAUGAUUCAGAUGAAAAGUUUAUUUUUAUUCUCCUUGCCUAUGUUUUUAUAUUUUACUUAUCUGUAAUUGCUUUUUCUUAAAUGUACAAUAACAAUUCCAUAUCCACUUUGAAACUUGUGAAAUGGGAUUUGUUUGAUAGUAUCUCAUUUUGAAUAUUUCUUAAUGUACACAUAUACACAGAUGUUUUUGCAAGUCAUUUCAUGUCAUAUAUUAUUUACAACCAGUCAAAAUGGAUCUCAUCUUUCAAAAAUAUUUAGUUGUAUGACUAAAUACAGUGUUUAGUUUGAUGGUGUAGAAAUUGCAAGAUUGUCUUAAUAUUUGGCUUGUGUUCUGUAUUGGUACCUGCAAAUGUUUUUAUAUAAGUAGCCUGUUUAUGUAAAAACUAACUGUCACUUUGUAGUUUAUGCCAUUUACUAUUGUUUACCAUAGCAUUAUUUUGUUUUCAUUUUUGCCAGUAUAUUGUUAUUUUUAUUCCAAUAACUAACCAAAGUUACUGUAUUCGGAACAUAUUUUAAUCAUUUAUUUAUUUUAGUGUUUAAGUUAAGCAGAAAUUAUAAUUGUUCAAUUGUUUUGUCAUUGUUAAUUUUUUCUGGACAUCUUUCUCUUAUUAAUUGAUUAAUUUUAAGAUGCGUUCUUAUGCAUGAAUAUAAGUGAAGAUUUGACAGAAAGUUCAGAUGUUUGUACAUCUUAAAGCAAAAUGUGUUGUUCUCUAAUUGUGUUUUGAUUGGCUUGCUUUUAGUGUUUUUAUGGUCCCGAAGGAGGGCAUAUAGUGAUCGGACCGUCCGUCUGUCUGCCUGUCUGUCCUUCUGUCACACUUUGCGUUUAGGUUUCGAAAAAUGCUCAUAACUUCAAUGUCCCUUCACAUAGCAACUUGAUAUUUGGCAUGAAUGUGUAUCUCAUGGAGCUACACAUUUUGAGCGGUGAAAGGUCAUCCUUCAAGGUCAAAUAUAUGGCUUCAAAGCGGCGCAGAAGGGGGCAUUGUGUUUCUGAAAAUCACAUCUCUUGUUAAGUAUAUGUUAACAUUUCUCUUGUACUUAAAUGCUUUUAUCCAUGGUUUAAAUUUUAUUUUAAAAAUUGGUCUCACUGGAAACAUAAUUUUGUCAAUUAGUGAUUGCUUGAUUGAAAUGUUUAUCUAUAUUUUGCAGACAUAUGAAUUCUUGAUUAAUUGUAUGUCAAUGCUGUAUUGUUCCAUAAUAAAACUUGAUAUCAUUUGCUAGUCCCUUAAAAAGCCAGGUACUUAAUAGCAUAUAUUCAGAUUUGUGUUGUUGAUCUGUACUCUUGUUUUCAAUUUUCUCUCUCAUUUCUUUGUUUUGUUACAGUGUCUACCUUAAGUUUUUAUGGGAAUGUUUUUGUCACUGACAUUUGACAAUAUAUUGAUAUUUUUAACUGUAUUUAUAUAAAUGUUGAUAUUUUCACAAUGAUUAACAUUCAUGUCGUAUGAUUAACAUUCAUGUCGUCCCUUGCCACUCUGAAUUACUUUGUAAAGACAUGCACACACACUUUUUAAUUCAAUAAGUAAUGUGUAUUAAGAUUUAAUUUAAAAUAUGCUAUUGUUUAUUGUUGCAUUUUUCCUGUUUUUAUUGUGAUAAUGUUUAAAAGCAUACAGUGUAUGCUGUUAAUUGAUAUAUGAUCGUUGAUGUUUAUGAUAUGUUGUUCAUGAGAUGAUGAUGAUUAUACAAUUAUUUUUUAGCUCACCUGAGCACAAAGUUUCCAUGGUGAGCUAUUGUGAUCACGCUAGGUCCGGCAUCCAUGGUCAUUCGGUGUGCGUCUUAAUUUGUUUGUUUGUUAUCUUGGUCAUGAGCAUCGAAAAAACUAGGUCAGCAUGUCACAUGUUAAAAAAUUCUUUUCAUCACUUUAGAGGUCACAUUGAUGACUCAGUGUUGAUGAAGUCAGAAUGUUAUCUUGACAAUAUGUACGGAAGUUCAAAUCUGAGUCAUCUUGGUUUAAAAACUAGGUCACCUGGUCAAAUUAAAAUACAUUCAACCAGUCUAGAAUCAACUUUAAUGAUUAUUCAAGCUUGAUGAAACUUGAUAAGAAUGUUUAUUGUGACAAUAUAUAGGAUAAGUUUGCGUCAUGUACCUUCAAAAAACUAUGUCAUCUGGUCAGACCUAUCAGGGGGCUACAUUUUAUGCUUCAGUCUUGAUGAAACUUGUUCAGAAUGUUUAUCUCUGAAAUAUAAAAAACAUGUUUGAAUCUGAGUCAAAACUAGAUCACCUGGUCAAGUCUUCAACAUAUUGUUUCGUUGAAAUCAGGUGAGCCUUAAGGGCAUCAUGGCCCUUAUGUCCUUGUUUGCAACAGACCCUUUCUUGAGGUAGCACUCUUUUAAUGACAAAAGCAAUAGCAUAUUCUCCACAAUGUUUACAGGUGAUAUGUGUUCAGUUCUGGCAAUACAGAUUCAUAUUAUAGUUGUUUCAUACACAAGCUUCUGGGCUCAUUUCAUACACAAGCUUCUAGCCUCAAAGAGUCAAUAUUGGAAUGAUAUACUUAAUGCCUUUUAACUAAUGACAUGGUCGGUACUGAACCAGUGGGUUGCAACUAACAAAUGGUUACAGGCCUACAAUUUGAAAGAUCUGUUUACUGAGAAAAUGUGCAUUAACAGGAUACACAUAAAGGUUAUGUUAAAUUUUGUCAUUUUAUAUUUUACACAAUUAAGAUGCCAUGAAUGUUGUCAGCUUUUAGAGGGACCUAUGUUGUCAUUGUCAGUGUUCAUAUUUUUGUUUUUGAAGUUUAUUUAUACAUAUUUAAAAUUCUACAAUUGAAUUUUUGUGUGAAAUCACAUGUAAAAUUAAUGAGAUGUUUUAAGAUUUACUGAAAGCAUUAACUGUCAGUUUUAUAAGAUCACGUGUAAAGAAACGAACUGAAAUCCAUUAGAAAUACAUGGGAUUUUUUUUACUAGUACAUGUAUAAGAAGUUAUUUACUUCAUCAAAUGGUGAAAAAAACUUAAUCUGGUACGAGCAUUUAUGUAUUUUUAAAAUUAAAUGUUUACUUUGAUGACAUACUGCUAAAUUGUAGACUUAAAAUUAAGUCAACUAGGCUUUGUUUUUCUUUUAGAUAUGUCUGAGAAUGUAAAUAAGUUAAAAUGAAAUAAUGAAAUAGUUCAAAACACUACGCAAAACUAUAAAACAUGGCGGCUUUUGGUUAAUUGCUAUGCAAUUUAAGGUAAUGUUCCGAAAGCAUGCACAUUUGGUCAUGGCAUUCAAAUAACCAGUGCGAUAUGAGAUAAAUCUUUGAUAAAAAAUCUUGUCUUGAAACAUUACUAAAUAAGAAUAAAGACUUUGAAUUUA
Molecule: messenger RNA, 7195 nt
Organism: Dreissena polymorpha
Lineage: Eukaryota; Metazoa; Mollusca; Bivalvia; Myida; Dreissenidae
Product: monocarboxylate transporter 12-like
Exons: 4
Coding region: 692-2956 (754 amino acids)
Biological process (GO): monocarboxylic acid transport; transmembrane transport
Molecular function (GO): monocarboxylic acid transmembrane transporter activity
Source: RefSeq, a predicted model, not a curated record